Molecule: messenger RNA, 2087 nt
Organism: Pseudomyrmex gracilis
Lineage: Eukaryota; Metazoa; Arthropoda; Insecta; Hymenoptera; Formicidae
Gene: Dyro
Exons: 5
Coding region: 566-1498 (310 amino acids)
Source: RefSeq, a predicted model, not a curated record
ACGUCGUCGCGCGAACGAUCGCCACCGCGGCGAAAUGUCCGCGGCGCAUAAUCUUAUCGCGUCGAGCGAUUUCGCCAGCCGAUUUCCGAUAAUGUAAUCAAGGUUUCAGCGUCUCGUAGUAACGUCGACGAUGAAGCUCGAACAAGGUGAGUCCGCGAUCAGCGCGCGAGUGACGGCGACGACGACGACGACGAGAUCGACGUCGGAGGCUGCUGCUGCUUGUUUACAAACGCACACACACGUACAUAUGGGACUCGGAAAAUUUUAUGUGCAUCAUGGCGGUUUCGUUUCACGUGAGGAAUGAUGACGAAAAGCGUGAGAGAUGUGAGAUACAACGUUCGUUUUCCAAGACGUUCGAUGCGCACAAACGCGAGUAACAGAGAUCAGUUCAUCUUCGCAAACCUGUGAAAAGAUCGAUUUCGAAUUUCAAUUUCCCUGAACACGGAGGGGGGGGCUCUGACCCCCGAAGGGAGUUAUUUGCUCGCUGUUAUUUAUUCGAUUUUUAUCAAGAAAAUAAAAGCACACAAAUGGGAGGAGAGAGAUAUUUUAUUGGGGUAUAUGUGCCAUGCAACGCCAUCUUGUACUAUCUGGCGCAACCAUUGCACGCAUCGUCGCAAUUGCUGGCGCAAGUCUGGGAGUGAAGAGCGGGGUAUUUCCAUCGGAGGAUUGCCAUCGUCGUCGUUGUCAGUGGGUUGGACGUGACACGUGCGGUACACAGCCACGCUUCAAUGCAGGAAUCAUGGCACAGUGGAAGCAAGAUACAAUAUUGAAAUUGAUCGGUGCGUAUCGCGAGAGGAGAUUUCUCUGGGACAAGACGGCUGUCGAGUAUACCGACCGGAGCAAGAGAUACAAUGCGUGGAAAGAAAUUGCAAACGAGGUGCGGUGUGAUCAAGUGUGGUCAAGAUAUUAUUUAAUGUUACUUAAUAAUGUCGGCUUCGACGUGAUGACGGUCGAGCGGAAGCUGAAGAGCCUGAAGACUCACUUCAUGUCGGUGCACAAGGCGUACGCGAAACGAAGGCUCAGGAGCGAUCUGAAUUCUGGGAGCGUCGCCGAGAAGCCCAAAUGGUUCGCUUACGAGGCACUGACUUUUCUGAUUAAAGGAUGCGCGUCGCGAGCCAAUCGCGAGACGAUCAUGGAAAGGGAGAGGCAGAAUUCCACACCUGCUUCUAAUUGGAAGACGCAGAACUCAACUUCUGCGACGUCACGACUUUUUCUUCCGCGUUUUCAGGAGAUUUCGACAUACCGGGACGAGUUUACGGUUUUUGCCGAGCACGUCGCUAUUCGGCUAAAGAAUAUAAAAGACGUGCGUGCGAGACUCAUUGCGCAGCACCAGAUAAACAACAUCUUAUUCGAGGCCGAAAUGGGAAAGUAUAACGCGCAGACCUCUUACAAUUCGACGGCGAGCACCGAGCACUUGGACGAACCGUCAACGUCAAACGAUGAGAAAGUGAUAAUAAAUAUCCCCCAAGCCGAAUCCAAUUUUUUUUCGCAAACAUAAUUGCUGUAUAAAAUAUUAGUAACAUUAUUGUUUCUCUCAUAGAAUAUUAAUAUUAUAUUAUAUUAAUAUUAUUGUUCCUCUUUCUCGUUCUAUUGGUUACAUCGUAGUGCAAUUGUUGAUAUAAUAAGAGUUUCUUAUUGUAAGUAAUAAUGGCUGACAGAAUGUUUUCUAUCAUACAAAACGCGAAAACGCGUUCGGCGAGUUAACGAACGCGCUGAAGUAUUGCUCAAUCAUUGCGCUUUUGUGUGUGUUUUUUUUUUUUGCUGGCGUGUCGCAUUCGCUUCUUCGUCGUUGUAGCCGCGGAAGCCGCAUCGCAGAAGUCAGAUUUUCACAAGCCAACAUGAGACCGACACGCGAAAACGUGCAUCAGAAAUUCGCGAUGACGUUCGCGCGCUGUUUUUAGACUUCAGAUGUUUUAUUGUUGGUUGCGGUAACGCAAGUUAAGGCCUCGAAUGUAAAAAAAAAACUGAAGUAACUAUAAGUAAUUAUGAGUAAAAUUUUACUUAAUAAAAUUUAAGUAAUUAUGUUAAUUACUUAAGUACAUAUUUACCUAUGUAUUUAAAGAACUGAAUAAAAAGUUUCGACCGAG